AUGGACAAGCGGAAGGUCAACGGGGGAGGAUCGCAUGCAGAUGAUAUAGACGAACGCGCUGCGAAGAGAAGAAAGGCCGGUGACCAUGUCGAUAGCACCAGCGCAGAAACCCCAGAAACCACGGCCCAGACGGGUCUGCAGCUCGUUGAGACUCUCAAGCUGACCGCUGAUAAAAGUGGUCGACAAAUUUCUACGGCCUUCCUUACCCUCCCAAGCAAACGAGACCUACCUGAUUAUUACGAUGUUAUCAAGAUGCCGAUUGCCAUCGAUACGAUUGAGGCAAAGCUGCGUCGGCGCGAAUUCCCCAACCUUUCGGUACUCGAAAGUUGGUUCAAACGGAUGAUCUCCAACGCCAAAGAAUACAACGAGAGAGGUUCAGAAAUAUAUGAUGACUCGGAGCGUCUACGAAAAGCUUUGAGCAACUUCAUGACUAGGCAUAACCCCGCUUACAAGACACCUGGUUAUGUUGCUUUGCCUGUACCAAUACAAAGUACUAGCCACAUCGAUGGACCUGCUAGCGAUAAUGAAGCAGAUGCCGAAGGAGAACCGGACCCUGAGGUCGAGGCUCCAGUUGUAGUCAAACGAAAACCCAGCCGUCCAGUGAAGAACGUACAAGCCCAAAGAUCUAGUGCAACCCCUGCGUUAUCUGAGAACCAGUAUGUUGGUGUUGGAUUCGAAGGCCUCAACUUUCAACAGGCUCAGGAGAAAAUCAUUGAAGACAUGAUUCGCAAGAAGGAGUUCGAGGAGGACGAAUUUGCUCAUUUCGAGCCCUUUCUCAUCCUUCCAUCUCGAACGGACUACAAGGAUUACUACAAAGUAAUUAAGAAUCCCGUAAGCUUGAAGACAUUCCAAAAACGUGUCAAGGGAUCUCAGGGUAGAAAUGCUGCUCCCAACGCAUCGGACUUCAAGAAUUGGGCUGUUUUCGAGGAGGAAGCUAGUGUCAUAUGGAAGAAUGCGUAUGAAUACAAUGAAGAUGGUAGCAGUAUCUUUGCGCUCGCUCAGGAGCUAGAGAAAACCUUCAAGAAGUAUCUCCAUGAAGCCAAGACCGCUGUCCCAGAGCCCGCUGGCACGAAGAUCAAGCUCAAGCUGAAUGAUGGACCUAAAGAGAAGAUCAUGCUCAAGUUUGGGAGCAAGUCCAGUCCUGCUGCAUCUCCAGCUCCGCAGCUUGCACCUCAAACCAAUGGUUCGACGAGUGCUGUCGCCGCAACGAAUGGAGCAUCACGUAGAAAUCCUUUCAGUGGCUCCCAUUCAUCUGCUACUCCAGCCCCUAAUGUAGUUCAAUUGGAGCGAGCAAGAAGUGCAUCUGGGUCCGCACCGUCCCCAUCGCCCUCGAAUUCCGCAUUGGUCAAAAAUGAAGAAGCUCGGAACUCGCCAGCUAUUGGAGCAGCCUACAAUUAUCGUGGUCCUAGUCAAGCUGUCUCAACACCAGGACUUUCUGGAACUGGCAUGCUACCACCAUCGACUCCUAGCGUACCUAGUGCCUACAAUACUAGUGGCUAUGCUCAGUCAUUCAAUCACGUCCCACAAAGCUCGGUCAAUCCAAGCUUCGAGGCAAUGUGGAGAGUACCAGGAAAAGAUGCAUCAGAUGCUAUGAUUUCGAAUCUCAGCCUGGCAACACAUCCUGGUCUCAAUAUAACUAAGCAUUUCAAGAUGGAUAUCCCACCGUCCCCAACUAUGGCCCAACAAUCGGUUACCAUCACCCUUCCCUCGAGUCAUUUCCUCGUGCAGAUCAAGCCAACAAUUUCUGCUUCCCUCCUCGAGCGUCAGUAUAAACUCUUUGUCACAAACGGCCAUCAACGAUUACAUGCCAUGCCAACGAUCCCCACCCAUUCUGUCGAUACCAGACUUCCUCUUUUCGAAGCUCGUCUUAGCACUGGAGUGAACCGUAUUGAAGUUGAAUUGAUCGCUGCGUUGCCGAAGGGUGCUGCAAAGCUAGCAAAUGGACAAGACGUGGAAUUAGAGAAAAUUACUGUGUUUGCUAAUCUUUUGAGAUCAGAAUAG
Mollisia scopiformis is the source of this 2001-nucleotide messenger RNA. RefSeq names its product Bromodomain-containing protein-like protein. The record is from RefSeq and is a predicted model, not a curated record. Gene Ontology annotation, cellular component: RSC-type complex. Gene Ontology annotation, biological process: chromatin remodeling. Gene Ontology annotation, molecular function: protein binding. The coding region runs from base 1 to 2001 and encodes 666 amino acids. The transcript is spliced from 6 exons. NCBI's taxonomy places the organism in Eukaryota, Fungi, Ascomycota, Leotiomycetes, Helotiales, Mollisiaceae.